Messenger RNA from Tribolium castaneum (red flour beetle), 2683 nucleotides. RefSeq lists its product as uncharacterized. The transcript has 5 exons. The coding region runs from base 204 to 2645 and encodes 813 amino acids. The record is from RefSeq and is a predicted model, not a curated record. Lineage: Eukaryota; Metazoa; Arthropoda; Insecta; Coleoptera; Tenebrionidae.
UGUUCUUAUACAUUGUGAUGUACCUUGGACCAGAUUUGGGUCAGUUAUUUUUAAAUUACAGUAAUUACCUCUCUGAUGGUCAAGGUAUGGUACUCAGAAUCAAAAUUUAUUAAAACCAAGGUUAAAAAGUGGGAGUGAUAAUAAUCUCUCGUUAGACGCAUUGCAUCAGUUUUAAUCAAUCUUUAGUAGAGACAGGCGUAAAAAUGAGUGCUUCGUUAUCUGACGAACAAAAUAAACUAGUCAAGGAAGUGGCAGAAAGUCAAGGUUUUAAAGAUUAUAAAAUCGAUGUCCAGGCGGGAUCUUUAAAAGGCGAUGGCUAUUUGGGAAUUAUCAACAUCGUCAAAAUCUGGGAUAACAGCAAGGAGCUUAAUCUGGUGAUUAAAUCAGCACUUAGUGGGAAACAACUAAGAGAACAAGCUCCCGUUAGGAAAGCCUACGAGAGGGAAAUUUAUAUGUACACAACGAUUUUCCCCGAAUUUGAAAAACUUUCACGCGAAAGGAGCAUCAAGAACAGCUUCAGGGAAAUUGCAAAGUGCUACGGAAGUUUUCUUAAGGAAUACGAAGAGUGCCUAAUUUUAGAAAAUCUUAAAGAAAUUGAUUACAAGCUAUGGAAUCGCAAAAUACCAAUGAAUGCAGAUCAUGUCGCUUUAGGAUUUGCCACUUAUGGCAAAUUUCAUGGAACUGGACUGGCUUUGAAAUACCUCAAACCAGAGUUAUACCAAGAAAUGAGCAAAAACCUGAAAAACAUUUUCUACAGCGAAGAGGAAACGCCAGAAGAGAAAGCGAAAUUUGCCGAGAGCUCGAAACUCAUAUUCGGAAACGGCUUCAAAGCAGUUGCAGGAAACGCACAAGCCACUCAAGCCCUCACUCGGUUCACCCAACAAUGCGAAAAAUUCUUUGGAGAAGACGUCAAAAGAAUCGAUAAAUAUUCGACAAUUCUCCAUGGCGAUUGCUGGUGCAACAACAUGAUGUACAAAUAUAUGGAUAAAACAAAUCCGGGGAAACCAACAGAGAUGUGUUUCCUCGACUGGCAAAUAGCCCACAUCGGGUCCCCAAUUUUUGACCUCGCGUACUUCUUCUGUGCCAACAGUGGAAAGGAAGUUUUAUACGACAUUGAGAAUUUUUUGAAAAUCUAUCACGAAAAUUUAUCAGCCACAAUUCAGCAGGCGGGCUUAAACCCCGAAGAAGUUUUUUCAUUUGAAGAAUUGCAGUGCCAGUGGAAACAUUAUGCGAGAUUCGGUCUGUUUAUGGCACUGUUCGUAAUGAGAGUUAUUUUGAGUGAAGUCGAUGAAGUCCCAGAUUUGAGCAAGUGUGCCGAGGAGGGAAAAGAUAUCUUGCAGUCGAUCAGCUCGUCAAAAGCUUCGAACAAUGAAGAGAUUAAUAAACGUAUUACGGAUAUUGCGAUUUUUAUGGACGAAUUUGGUUAUCUAAGAAUAGUUAAAAUGACCACAACUGUUCAACUAGAAUCAAAACUCAACACUUUGCUCACAAAUGCUGCAAAAAAUUUAAACAUCCAAAAAUUUAGCAUAGACCUCGAUUUAUGCGCUCUUAAAGGUGAUGGCUUUCUUUGCGAAAUAUACAAAGCGGCUAUAAUUGACCAAGAAACCAACAAAAAAAUUAACGUUGUUAUCAAAGUGGCACCAAGUGAUCAAAGGCGGAGGGAGGCAACUUGUAUACAAGAGGCCUACAGCAAUGAAAUUUUAUUCUACUCUGAAGUAUUUCCCGUUUUUAUUAAGUUCCAACAAGAACACCAAACCACACAAUUGUUUAAUAACGUCCCUCGUUAUAUAACAAGUGUGGGAAAACUUGGCGAAGAAAUGAUCGUUCUGGCAGACAUCACAAAGGCCGGUUUUAUAAUGAGAGACAAAAAUUUAGCACUAGAUGAAGAACAUGCAAAGUUGAUUUUUAAAACUUAUGGCAGAUUCCAUGCUAUUUCUUUCUGCCUGAAGCACCAGAAUUUAGAAGUGUAUAAAAAUCUGACUAAAAAAUUAGUCAAUGUCCCUGCAGUUUUUGGGCACAAGGAUGGGUUUUGCCGAGGCUUGAAAGGAAUGGCUGGAAAAGCCUUCAAAAUUCUGGAUCCCAACUUGCAAACAGCUUUUAAAAAGUAUGAGGAAAAUACCGUAGAAAUGUAUCUCCAAGUGUUGAAAUAUGAAGGGAAAUAUUCAUGUAUUCUUCACGGGGACUGUUGGUCCAAUAAUAUGAUGUUCAAAUAUCAGAAUUCGCAAAUCGUCGAUGUUCAAAUGAUGGAUUUUCAAAUGUCGUUUGAGGGCACUCCAGUGUACGAUUUGUCAUACUUUUUCUAUUCCGGAGGGUCUAAACAAUUAUUUGAUAAAUUAGAAACUUUCUUAGAUAUUUACUACGAAAGUUUUUCUAAAUGUGCGAAAGCGUUAGGUGGUGAUCCGGAAAAGCUUUUACCUAGAGAGAUACUUACAGAAGACUGGAAAAAAUAUUCCCAAUUUGGAAUGUUAAUGGCACUUCUUUUAACUCAAGUGAAACUGAUGAGUAAAGAAGAAUCGGUUAAAUUAUCAGAAUCGACUGGGCAAAAAAACCAAAAUAAACUAACGAGUGCUAACGUGGACGAGGCUGUUUUUAAUGAAAGAAUUCGCAAUCUUUUGAUUCACUUGAAUGAGAUCGGAGCUUUGUAAUUACAAUGAUAAAUAAAACAAUUCCUAUUAAACAACAA